Propithecus coquereli (Coquerel's sifaka) is the source of this 2283-nucleotide messenger RNA. It is a transcript of the gene SLC5A2, whose product is annotated as solute carrier family 5 (sodium/glucose cotransporter), member 2. Gene Ontology annotation, biological process: sodium ion transport; transmembrane transport. Gene Ontology annotation, molecular function: D-glucose:sodium symporter activity. Gene Ontology annotation, cellular component: plasma membrane. The record is from RefSeq and is a predicted model, not a curated record. The coding region runs from base 2 to 2032 and encodes 676 amino acids. NCBI's taxonomy places the organism in Eukaryota, Metazoa, Chordata, Mammalia, Primates, Indriidae. The transcript is spliced from 14 exons.
GAUGCUGGGUAGAAUGGAGGAACACACGGAGGCAAGCUUGGCACCAGAUCCAGGGGUCCAGAGGGUCCUAAUCGACAAUCCUGCUGAUAUCCUGGUCAUUGCUGCUUAUUUCCUGCUGGUCAUUGGUGUUGGCUUGUGGUCUAUGUGCAGAACCAACAGAGGCACUGUCGGCGGCUACUUCCUGGCGGGGCGAAGCAUGGUGUGGUGGCCGGUUGGGGCCUCUCUCUUCGCCAGCAACAUCGGCAGCGGCCACUUUGUGGGCCUGGCAGGGACUGGUGCUGCAAGCGGCUUGGCUGUGGCUGGAUUUGAGUGGAAUGCGCUGUUCGUGGUGCUGCUACUCGGCUGGCUCUUUGCCCCGGUGUACUUGACGGCAGGUGUCAUUACAAUGCCGCAGUACCUGCGCAAACGCUUUGGCGGCCAUCGUAUCCGCCUCUACUUGUCUAUGCUUUCGCUUUUUCUGUACAUCUUCACCAAGAUCUCGGUGGACAUGUUCUCUGGGGCAGUAUUCAUUCAGCAGGCUCUGGGCUGGAACAUCUACGCCUCUGUCAUCGCGCUCCUGGUCAUCACCAUGAUUUACACUGUCACAGGAGGGCUGGCAGCGCUGAUGUACACAGAUACCGUGCAGACCUUCGUCAUUCUCGGGGGGUCCUUCAUCCUCAUGGGUUACGCCUUCCACGAGGUGGGCGGGUAUUCGGGUCUCUUCCACAAAUACCUGGGGGCAAUGACUUCGCUGACGGUGUCCGAGGAUCCGGCCGUGGGCAACAUCUCCAGCUCCUGCUAUCGACCCCGGCCCGACUCCUACCACCUGCUUCGGGACCCUGUGACGGGGGACCUGCCGUGGCCCGCAGUGAUCCUAGGGCUUACCAUCGUCUCGGGCUGGUACUGGUGCAGCGACCAGGUCAUAGUGCAGCGCUGCCUGGCCGGGAAGAGCCUGACUCACAUCAAGGCGGGCUGCAUCUUGUGCGGCUAUCUGAAGCUGAUGCCCAUGUUCCUCAUGGUCAUGCCAGGCAUGAUCAGCCGCAUUCUUUACCCGGACGAAGUGGCGUGUGUGGUGCCUGAGGUGUGUAAGCGUGUGUGUGGCACUGAGGUGGGCUGCUCCAACAUCGCCUACCCGCGGCUAGUCGUGAAGCUCAUGCCCAACGGUCUGCGCGGACUCAUGCUGGCCGUCAUGCUGGCAGCGCUCAUGUCCUCACUGGCCUCGAUCUUUACCAGCAGCAGCACGCUUUUCACCAUGGACAUCUACACACGCCUGCGGCCUCGUGCAGGCGACCGGGAACUGCUGCUAGUAGGAAGGCUCUGGGUGGUGUUCAUCGUGGCCGUGUCAGUGGCCUGGCUACCCGUGGUGCAGGCCGCACAGGGUGGGCAGCUCUUCGAUUAUAUCCAGUCAGUUUCCAGCUACUUGGCACCCCCCGUGUUUGCUGUCUUCCUGCUGGCGCUCUUUGUGCCCCGCGUCAACGAGAAGGGUGCCUUCUGGGGACUGAUUGGGGGCCUGCUGAUGGGCCUGGCACGCCUUAUUCCUGAAUUCUCCAUUGGCACCGGCAGCUGUGUGCAGCCCUCGGCGUGCCCAGCGCUGCUCUGUGGCGUGCACUACCUCUACUUUGCCAUCGUACUCUUCCUCUGUUCCGGCCUCCUCAUUCUCAUAGUCUCACUGUGCACUGCACCCAUCCCUCGAAAGCAUCUCCACCGCCUGGUUUUCAGUCUCCGGAACAGCAAGGAGGAACGAGAGGACCUGGAUGCUGAUGAGCUGCAAGGCUCCUCGCUCCCCGUACAGAAUGGGAGCCCAGAGCACGCAGUAGAGAUGGAGGAGUCACAGUCCCCAUCACCAAGCCUAUUCCGCCAGUGUCUGCUCUGGUUCUGUGGAAUGAGCAGGGGUGGGGCAGGUGGUCCUCCACCCCCUACCCAGGAGGAGGUGGCUACAGCAGCCAGGCGGCUGGAGGAUAUCAGCGAGGACCCGCGCUGGGCCCGUGUGGUCAACCUCAAUGCCCUGCUCAUGAUGACCGUGGCGGUGUUCCUCUGGGGCUUCUAUGCCUAAGGCCAACUGUGUUGGACAACAUAAACCACAGCAAGGGCAGGGCCCACCCUCACAAUAAGUGGGAGUGGGUGGCCCUCAGUGGUCCCCAGAAAAGGGGAAAGGGCAGGAGUGGGGUGGGAAGAUCCUGGUUCUCAUUUUCUCUGUCUAUCUCCGCCUGGGGCUCAGUCCAUCUGACUGGCAGUCACUUCCCAUGAGGGCUUGGCCAAUCUGCCAUAGCAGCUCCCCUAAGCAAAAAUAAAGCUGCCUUUCCC